AUGGACGGUCUCUUCAUUCUCGGCGCGCAGGGGCGGCCGAUCGUUUUGUCGCGCUUCCGGAAUCGGCGCUUGGCGUACCCACUCAUGUUUGUCGAUCACAUGAACAAUGCGCUGCGUGCGUGUGCGAGUGGGGACGGUUUUUCGCAGGACCGGGCGCUGCCGCCAGUGCUCGCCAUGCCGCUGCACCAGGACAUUGCAGAUGUCCAGAGUGUUUCAAGCGAGGAAGCGAGCGAAGGGUCUGCGUCGCCGGAGCACUUGCAUUCCUCUGCAGACGACAAUGUAUGGUCGACGGAUGCGGCUGCCGGGCCAAGUGCAGAAGCCGAGCCGCGCGCCUUGCCUGGCGCGGUACUAUGCCAGAUUAAGGUGGGAGAGCUGCGGUUCGUGAUGCCUAUUACACGCAACAUUGACCCACUUGUCCCUUUGUGCUUUUUGCACAAGGUUGUCGCUGUACUGCAAGAGUACCUGAUAGGGUCCGGCGAUGCCAGCUGCAUGACGGAAGAACUAAUCGCGAAUAAUUUCGAUAUUGUAUACCAACUUUUGGAGGAAAUGCUGGAUGGUGACGGGAAUGUACUGAUCACCGAAGUCAACUUGCUCAAAGAUAUUGUCCUCCCGCCCAGCUGGCUCGAUCGGCUUGUGCAAACCGUCGGGCUUGGAUCGCAAACCGAGCAGGGACGCACGUCGCUUGCGUCGCCCAUUCCAUGGCGUGGACGCCACGCCAAGUACACCAAGAACGAAAUCUUCUUUGACUUUAUCGAGCACAUUUCGGGAAUCGUCGACCGCCAUGGCACGCCGGUGGUGCUCGACUUACAGGGCCAGCUGGAGUGCUCGGCGAAACUGUCGGGAAUGCCGGAGCUCACGGUUCACUUGAACACGCCGAAAAUCAUGCACGAUAGUGCCUGGCAUCCAUGUAUCCGCGUCAAAAAAUGGAACGCGGCGCAUAUCCUUAAUUUCAUUCCCCCGGACGGGACAGUCGAAUUGGGCACGUACCGUCUCGAUGCGGCGCUGGGCAAGUCGGCGCGCAGCAGCGUUCCUCCAUUGCAUGUGCAUGUGCGCUUGGAUAGGCAUCGCGCGAAUCCCGGAAUGCUUCCAUUUGAGAUUGCGAUCGAGUCGCGCGUCGAGCCGCAGCUUGCAUUGCACGCGGUGCUUGUGGAGUGGCAGCUUGGAGAUGCGGCGUUGGGAGUCGAUGCGUCCGUGCACGAACAUGGCACAUUUGCGAGCGGGGGAAUAGAGCAAGGCACAGUCGUGUUUGAUCGUGCACAGCGGCUCUUGCGCUGGAAUAUUAGCAGGCUCGGCGCACACUCGUCCAUCACGCUCCGGGGUGCGGUUCUCACGACGGGCGAGACGUGCCAUCCGCUGUAUGCAUUGCAGGUCCAUUUUCGUGUUCCAAGCCACUCGCUCUCUGGCCUGCGGGCCAGUACAAUCCAUGUAGAGAAAGAGGCGUACACUCCGGCCAAGGGUGUGCGCAACAGCGUCGUAGGAGCGCUCGAGUGGCGCUACUAG
Malassezia vespertilionis is the source of this 1500-nucleotide messenger RNA. RefSeq lists its product as uncharacterized. The record is from RefSeq and is a predicted model, not a curated record. Gene Ontology annotation, cellular component: cytoplasmic vesicle; clathrin adaptor complex. The transcript has a single exon. The coding region runs from base 1 to 1500 and encodes 499 amino acids. Gene Ontology annotation, biological process: endocytosis; intracellular protein transport. NCBI's taxonomy places the organism in Eukaryota, Fungi, Basidiomycota, Malasseziomycetes, Malasseziales, Malasseziaceae.